Oncorhynchus tshawytscha (Chinook salmon) is the source of this 4453-nucleotide messenger RNA. RefSeq names its product protein tyrosine phosphatase receptor type O (gene ptpro). Gene Ontology annotation, biological process: axon guidance; negative regulation of canonical Wnt signaling pathway; peptidyl-tyrosine dephosphorylation involved in inactivation of protein kinase activity. The transcript is spliced from 16 exons. Gene Ontology annotation, molecular function: protein tyrosine phosphatase activity; cadherin binding; Wnt-protein binding. Gene Ontology annotation, cellular component: GABA-ergic synapse; glutamatergic synapse; plasma membrane. NCBI's taxonomy places the organism in Eukaryota, Metazoa, Chordata, Actinopteri, Salmoniformes, Salmonidae. The record is from RefSeq and is a predicted model, not a curated record. Bases 489 to 3218 code for a protein of 909 amino acids.
AGCUAGCUGGUGCUGUUCCAGCCUCCCUCUGUACAGAUUUGGGCGGGGCGUUGGAGAAAGAGAAAGAGAGAGAGAGAGAGAGAGAGAGAGAGGGAGAAUGCAGCCUCUGUCUCUGCUCUCCUUCCGUUUGUAGGAUCAGGCUGCCUCUGCUCGUUUCGUCCCUUAAAUGAUGGCCACUGCCGCGUUACUCCCUCCAUCCAUUUCGCCGACCCAUCGCGGAUGUUAGGACGGCUGUUGAAAAAUCGACACCCUACGUUUCAGAUAUGGCCCAUAUCGGGGCGUUCUGACACAGGAACGGCACCAAGUGGAUGAUCUAAACGCACGUUUAGGAGGACCGAGAGGGGAGAGAGCGGAGACUAUUGUGCACCCAGGGUCUGCGGAGAGAGAGAGGAUAGCUCGAUGGUCUGUUGGUGCAGAAAAUUCGCCAUUGUCUGGAUGUGCAAAUCUCCGGCGAGCCCUGAGAACAGAAGCCCGAUCGACUCCUUUCCAUGAACAACAGUAGAGAUACCAUGAUCUCAUCGGUGCCUCGCGUUUUAUAUCUGCUGUGCUCUAUCCAGACCAUUGUGUCCUUCCAGGUGUCAGUUAAAGAGGAGGACUGGAUCGUAGUGACCCUGGAGCCAUCUGACCUGCGGGAGAACGUGACGGGGUAUGCUGCCCGGGUGAUGGGCGAGCCCCGAACCCACCUGCUACCAUUCCUGAACCUGACCGACCCCACCGCGACACCUCUGGUCUUUAACUCCUCCCACCACGGACUCUGCUACACCGUUAGCCUGCUGCUCAGACAGGGGAAGACCUGGUCCAAGUCCAUCCAGACUGUAUCUGUCCUCACCAAGCCGCGUCCGGUGGACAGUGUGGUGAUCACAGACUACCCAGAGGCUCCAGAGACAGGUGUGGUGUUUGAGAUCAGCUCCCCAGAGAACAACGUCUUCAGUCGGGUCAACAUCAGCUACGCAGAGGGCCGGGAGCAGAGAUCCAUGCUCUAUAAAGACUUCUAUAAGGGAAAGACUGUGUUUAAACACUGGCUCCCUGGGACGUGUUACAGCAACAUCUCCUUCCAGCUGAUCUCUGAAGCUACAGUCAACAGAACCACACUGGUCCGACGCAGCGACCUGACCCAUGAACCCCGGCAACACAGGACAGUGCCCAACCCUCCCCUCAACAUCUCCCAUAAGAUCGUACCACUCAGCCAGAGGGUGCUACCAGGGGGGGUCCCUAGCUCCGAGGUGACCCAGGACACGCCCCGGCGGGCGCGGGAUGUCCCCCUCAUAGAGGAACAGGAAUUACAGGAGAACCAGGAGAUACAGGAAGUGAUCUCAGAGGAGGUGGUGGGCGGAACCACCCAGGUCUCCUACAGCUCCGCCCCUCAGGGCUCCAACAGCUCGACAGGCUAUGCCACCUCUAUCUCUAACACUAACAACACAGAAGAAGAGACCGCCACGCAGCCCUAUUGGCCGGAGCCCUACGGUAGUCCCUCCCCUACGGAUGGAGAGGAGGAGUUUGUGAACGCGGUGGUCCCAGAGUAUGAGGACUCCAAUGAGCCGGGCUCUGCCAUGAGCCUGCCCCCAGAGAUCUCCGUCACCCCCACCCGCUUUCCUCCCAUACUGCUGGAGCUACGCUGGCUACCCCCCCGACCCCCCACCACAUACGACAGGUUCAACGUCUACAUCUACAGAGACGGUAACUCUACAGAGACGGCCACGGUGGAUGAGAACACUCAUGAGUUCUUCACGGAGCUGACAGAGCCUGGUACCUAUAGAGUCCAGGUCACCACACUGAGCUCCGCAGGAGACUGUGAGGCCAGGGAGAGCACCGCGUAUACAGGGCUCACCUUCUAUCUCAGCCCCAGUGGAGAGGUGCUGGAGCAGCCCCAGGAGCGGCCCCAGGGUGUCAGUAUCAGGCUGCUGGGCUCCAGUACUGCAGCGGUGUCCUGGGCCCUGUCCUCUGAGAGCCACAACGGCAGCCUGGUGUCAGUCCUGUCCCUAACCUGCCUCCGACCCAGCCUCAGCCAACGCAUGGAGAACACAUACUGCAGUGAGGAGAACACGACCAGUGACAUCCUGUCCAACCUGACUCCAGGUGCCCAGUACAGAGUGGUGGUGUACCAUACUAACGGUCCUCUCAUCAGUCCUCCUUCCGAACCUGUUAUCAUAGUCAUCGAGCCAACCGGAGUGCGGGAGCUGGUGGUGUAUUCUCUGAGCCCGACUGCAGUCAUCCUGUCGUGGCAGAGACCGUACCACGUGGCAUUCAGGAAGUACGUCCUGCAGACAUUCUUCUUCAACCCUGUCACGCUGGCCUCCGAGUGGACCACGUACUACGAGAUCGCUGCUACCGCCUCAGUCAUCGCAUCCGUGAGAGUGACAGAUCUGUUGCCGGCCUGGUACUACAACUUCCGUGUUACCAUGGUGACGUGGGGCGAUCCCCCUCUCAGCUGCUGUGACAGCUCUACUGUUAGCUUUGUUACAGCUCCUGAGGCCCCCCACAUCUCGUCAGUAGACUACAACCAUGGGACUCUGUACGUCCGCUGGACCUACGGGGAGCUCUUCAUAGACAUGUCCCACAGCAGGAUGCUACACUGGCAGGUCACAGCUCACGGCAAGAAGGGAUCCAAGAGGACUUACUCCACUGAUGUCAUCCGUAAUGUGAUGGGUGCCAGUCUGGCCCUGCCUCCAGGAGACAUUUAUAACCUGACUGUAUCAGCCUGUACCGAAGGCAAACGCAACUCCUCUGUCCCCAACAUCAUUAAACUGGAGCCAGCCCCUCCGCGGUCCCUGUACGCGGUGAACGCCACCCACUCCUCAGUGACCCUGCUCUGGAGCGGGGAGGGAGUGGUUGACUUCUACCAGGUGCUCUGUAAACCCACCAACACCAUCAACAAGGACCUCAAGGCUCGGGAGCCUCUAACAGCCCAGUCCCAUAUGGUGACAGUGUCCAGCCUGCUACCCUCCUCCUCCUAUAACUGCAGUGUGAUCAGUUAUAGCUACAGUACUCCCAGCGAGCCAGCCUUCAUACACAUCUCUACUACAGCCAGAGAGAUGAACCCCAGCGUAGCUGCCAUCUCUGCUCUAGCAGUCCUCAGUGUCCUCCUUCUCAGCCUGCUGGUCCUCUUCCUACUGAUGCUGCGUAGGAAACACCUGCAGAUGGCCAGGGAGUGCGGAGCAGAAACAUUCGUCAACUUUGCUUCGUUUGAGAGAGACAGCAAACUGCCCUACAACUGGUAGGAAUUACCACAUCUCUACACUGAACCAGAAACCCAAAACAACAAGUCUGCUGUCCUCAGUCAACCAGACUAUCUGAAUGUUCAAAUCCAUUCCUCUAAUCCAUCAGACCAGGGAGAGAGAGAGAGGCUACAACUCUGUUUAACACUGGCUAGAGUUAGUAGGAAUAACCUCUAAUCCAACUAUCAGACCAGGGAGAGAGAGAGAGGCUACAACUCUGUUUAACACUGGCUAGAGUUAGUAGGAAUAACCUCUAAUCCAACUAUCAGACCAGGGAGAGAGAGAGAGAGGCUACAACUCUGUUUAACACUGGCUAGAGUUAGUCGGAAUAACCUCUAAUCCAACUAUCAGACCAGGGAGAGAGAGAGGCUACAACUCUGUUUAACACUGGCUAGAGUUAGUAGGAAUAACCUCUAAUCCAACUAUCAGACCAGGGAGAGAGAGAGAGAGGCUACAACUCUGUUUAACACUGGCUAGAGUUAGUAGGAAUAACCUCUAAUCCAACUAUCAGACCAGGGAGAGAAAGAGAGGCUACAACUCUGUUUAACACUGGCUAGAGUUAGUAGGAAUAACCUCUAAUCCAACUAUCAGACCAGGGAGAGAGAGAGAGAGGCUACAACUCUGUUUAACACUGGCUAGAGUUAGUAGGAAUAACCUCUAAUCCAACUAUCAGACCAGGGAGAGAGAGAGAGAGGCUACAACUCUGUUUAACACUGGCUAGAGUUAGUAGGAAUAACCUCUAAUCCAACUAUCAGACCAGGGAGAGAGAGAGUGGCUACAACUCUGUUUAACACUGGCUAGAGUUAGUCGGAAUAACCUCUAAUCCAACUAUCAGACCAGGGAGAGAGAGAGGCUACAACUCUGUUUAACACUGGCUAGAGUUAGUAGGAAUAACCUCUAAUCCAACUAUCAGACCAGGGAGAGAGAGAGAGAGGCUACAACUCUGUUUAACACUGGCUAGAGUUAGUAGGAAUAACCUCUAAUCCAACUAUCAGACCAGGGAGAGAGAGAGAGAGGCUACAACUCUGUUUAACACUGGCUAGAGUUAGUAGGAAUAACCUCUAAUCCAACUAUCAGACCAGGGAGAGAGAGAGGCUACAACUCUGUUUAACACUGGCUAGAGUUAGUAGGAAUAACCUCUAAUCCAUCAGACCAGAGAGAGAGAGGCUACAACUCUGUUUAACACUGGCUAGAGUUAGUAGGAAUAACCUCUAAUCCAACUAUCAGACCAGGGAGAG